AUGACCCAAGCCCGUGGAUUCUCUUGGGGCUGCAGUGGUGUGCGGGCGGCGGCAGGCCCCUCGGAUCUGGUGGCAUGCACAAGCGAUCCGAAAUAUGAAAAUCUGGCCCCUACACCAUAUUCCGGUGCCCUACGUACGGCUGUACGGCCUUUUGCGAGCUACCAGGGGCAGAAGGUCACAUCAGAUCAACUCCUCAAGAAGAAUGAUGACUGGCUCAUUGAGGAAACGAACUUCUGCCUGGGGCGCGUUGCUCCCAUUCGGUUCAAAGAGACAGAUGACUUCGCACAUCGUGUGCUACACCUGAUGGAUGCACAGCUCGGGAAGAUGCAUACCCGCUUGAGAGAUGGCACUUGCAUUCCCGUCAUGGGUCUCUAUAUCCCUUGUAUCAUGGAUAAGCCAACGCCCCUUCAUCAGUGCCUGGAAACGCCUCUUCUCAAGUACACGUGGGAUGAGACGUACACUGAGGCGUACGACAACUAG
Messenger RNA from Cyclospora cayetanensis, 480 nucleotides. RefSeq lists its product as uncharacterized. The record is from RefSeq and is a predicted model, not a curated record. The transcript has 4 exons. Lineage: Eukaryota; Apicomplexa; Conoidasida; Eucoccidiorida; Eimeriidae. Bases 1 to 480 code for a protein of 159 amino acids.